AUGUUCACUUUCUCCUCGGUACUGGAUUCAAUGCUGCUCCGUCCGGCGGACAAGAACGAUGCAGAGUCUUACACCGAGACACGGGAUCUGCUGAGGACAGAGAUAGUCAACCCUUUGCGCAAGAACGGCUAUGUCUGUGCUACCAAAGUCAUGGCUCUGCGGAAAAUCCUGGAAACUGCCGGGCAUUCUUCAGGCUUCACCAGUGAAGAGAAAGACCCAGAAGAAUUCCUCACCCUGUUGUUCCGAGUCCUGAAAAUGGACCCACUCUUCCAGAUUCGCUCGGCUGGUAAGGACCCCCAUGGCUGCAUUUUCUACCAGAUCUUCACCGAGGGGCACCCGACCCAAGCGGUGCCUACUGUUCAGCAGCUGCUGGAAGGGUCACUUGUCACUGCGGACCUCAAGUUCACAGAGGCCCCCUCCUGUCUGAUCCUGCAGAUGCCCCGGAAUGGGAAGAACUUCAAGGCCUUCCGCACCAUUCAGCCCAGCCUGGAACUUGACCUCACUGACCUUCUGGAAGACGCCCCUCGGGAGUGCUGUAUCUGUCAAGGGCUGGCUGUGAUGGAGUGUCUGGAUUGCUACGGGGAUCACAGCUUUGGCUUUGGACACAUCAAACAGUUCUGCAGGAUGUGCAGCCAGCAGGUUCACAAGCACCGCAGCCGGCGCUCUCACCAGCCCCGCCCGCUGCAUCUGCCCGAGGAGCUGUCCCGCUUGGGCCGUCUACCCGACGUCAUCCCCCGCCAGACCAUGCAACUCUUUGCCGUCCUCUGCAUUGAGACCAGCCACUAUGUGGCCUUUACCCACCAUGGCUCUGGUAUCCACCAGUGGCUCUUCUUUGACAGCAUGGCUGACCGAGAGGGUGGUCUCAACGGCUUUAAUAUCCCUCGCAUUACGGCCUGUUUGGAGGUGGCGGACUACUUGGAAAUGUCCCCUACGGAGCUGCAGGGCCUGGACCCCAAGUCCUUGCCCCCCUGUGCCCGCCGCCUGCUCUGCGAUGCCUACAUGUGCUUCUACCACAGCCCUUCCCUCGGUCUGUACAAAUAAGCUCCUUGCUGAAGAGCACAAGGAUUUUCGCCAAAGCCUUCAGGUCAUGGCUCUGGAGGCCCGGAGGGAACCCUGCCAUCGGCGUGUAGCAGGACGCAGAUCUUUAGCCAGAGCAGCCGGGAUAAGCGGCACAGGCCCGACCCGGCGAGCGGCCCUGGAGAUGUAGGCAACAACCACAGAUAGAACCUAUUUCUACUUUUGGUGGGAACCCUGACUCGAUUGAAAUAAUCCCAGCCGUGAUUGUCUGCCCUGCAGCUGUGUUAGUGAGGAUUAGGGUGGCCAGGUGUAGUCUGGGAAAUUCCUGGCGAUUUGGGGGCGGAGGGCAGAGUUUGGGGAGGGGAGGGAGCUCACAGGUAUGUGAUGUCCUCGAGUCCGCCCUCCAAAGCGGCCGCUUCCUACAGGAGAAUUGAUUUCCGGCGGCUGGGGACCAGUUGUCAUUCCAGGAAGAACCCCAGGCCCUCCCAUGGGGCUGGCGACCCUUGCGAGGAUGGAUUUCUGUGGCGCCGUUUCCGUGACGUCCGUGCCACCUGAGAUUCUGUCCUA
Molecule: messenger RNA, 1584 nt
Organism: Gekko japonicus
Lineage: Eukaryota; Metazoa; Chordata; Lepidosauria; Squamata; Gekkonidae
Product: ubiquitin carboxyl-terminal hydrolase CYLD-like
Exons: 8
Coding region: 1-1041 (346 amino acids)
Biological process (GO): necroptotic process; positive regulation of extrinsic apoptotic signaling pathway; regulation of mitotic cell cycle
Cellular component (GO): cytosol
Molecular function (GO): K63-linked deubiquitinase activity; cysteine-type deubiquitinase activity
Source: RefSeq, a predicted model, not a curated record